AUGAUGGCGUCGAUGCCGCAAUUGAGAUGCUUAGUCGUCAACUCACGGAGAUGCAAACAGGGUUUGGACGGCAAUUCGAUCUCAUGGAUCGACGAAUCACCGAUUUGGCAGAGGGUUUCGAGGAUCGAUUGGCAGGACACGCUGCUCAUACGGAUGAUCGAACGAACCGUGGCCGGGGCGGACGGCACGGUGGAGCGCCCGGAGGACGCGGCCGGGGUAGACGUGGGGCGCCCCGCGACCGGUCGCCUAAUCCGUGGAAUGGAGGGGCCUUCUGUUAUGCUUUUGUCCAAGGGUGCUUUUCAGCAUGAGAUGAAGACUGCUCCUUUUGCUAUUCUAUUACUAUGUUCGGACACACCUCCGGACCACGAGCCUCCCGUUGAGGUGGUUAUUUUGACCAUAUUGAUGAAGGUAAAAUUUCGAGCGAGGACCCAAAAAGGCCAAAAACUCCUCGCAAAACACCAUUGUACCUCCCGCUCCCCCAGUUGUACAUUUCCUUGCGUGUUCAUCACCACCGCCAUUGAUGAACACCUCCGCCUAAAGAAAUUUCCAUAUUUUUCCCACCCAAAAUCUCUCCCCACAAAAACCCUUUUUCCUUUUAAGAUCUCUCGAUUUCGCAAUGCAAUCACAGUUGAUCCAUCUGUUGAGGAAAGAGUAUACUUCAUCCCCAAUCUGACGAUUGCUGCGACCAUGGGUUGCGGCGGGUCGAAGGCAGAGGAUCUGCCGCUGGUGGUCCGCUGCCGCGAGCGGCGGGACCUCAUACGCGCCGCCGCCAACCACCGGUACUCCCUCGCAGCCGCUCACAUCUCCUACUUCCGGUCGCUCAGGGACGUCGGCGAUGCUCUUCGGAGAUUCGUUGACGAGGAGCUGGUCACCGCCGCGUCGUCUUCCAACUCCUCCUUCUCCUCGCCGUCCCUGACGCUUCCCAGAGAUUCCAAGCAGAAGCACGGCAAUGCGGAUGAAUCUUCUCGGCAUCUGCGCGACUUCGACGACGAGGAUGAAGAUGAUGACGAGUCCCACCUGCAUAUAUCGGAGUCCUCUUCAGAUGCAGAUUUUGACGAUGACUUCUUGCAUCACCAUCAUCAUCCUCCCAACAAUCACUAUCCUCCGCAACAUAAGCACCAGCAGCAGCAGCACGAAUCGGAGCAAGAUGCGCAUCUACACCACAACCACAAGCAUCAAGCCCACAAGGGGAAAAAAAAGGGCUCUGACGGCGAGCCGAGCCAUUUUCACAGCGAGGAGGAAAGCUCUCCUCAUUACCCUCGAGCUGGCUUCCAUGGCUAUGGCAAUGACCAGGACCGUGAGCCGGAAGCUUCCUUCCAUUAUCCCGGAGAAGGUAAUUUCCGUAGAUACGGGUCUGGAUUUGGGGAUGUAUAUGGCAACGACCCGUUUUCGGAUCUCCCACACUCUCAUCCGUUUAAUUAUCCUCAGCAGCCGGCGUCCACCUCAUACGGUGCACCCUAUAUGGACCAGUGGGACCAACCUGCUGCUCCACCGCCUUGGUACUAUUCCAACAAUACGAACGUGUUCUACAUGAGGAAAGGAGCCCCAGCGGCCCAGACAGUUGUUCACGAGCCUCCUCCCGAGCCAGCCCAAGGGUACUCUGACUUGUACUGGAAUCCGGCUUAUGGGAAUCUUGGAUAUGGUGCCAAUUAUGGGUAUGCUGCUAUAGGAAUGAGAAACAAUGAAGCUGGCAGAGACAGCAGGCAGAAGGAGGUCCCGCCUCCCCCUUCCCCUAAGGCUUCCGGAUGGGAUUUCUUCAACCCGUUUGACGGUUUUGAGAACGGGUAUGAGGAUAUCUACUCUGGGAAAAGAUAUGGGUACAGGUCGAGCUCCAGCAGUCCCGACUCAGCCGAGGUGAGGGAGAGGGAGGGGAUUCCUGAUCUAGAGGAGGAAACAGAAAGCGAGGUGUAUAAUAAAGAGGUUCUCAAGGGUAAUAAUAAAAUGAAAGAUAAGGGUAAGGGUAAGAAUGUCGAAAAUAGUUCAAAAUCUAUGCCGCAUCAAGGAGGUGAGAGCAGUUUAGGAAAAGAAUCAUUCCGUAAAAGUGAGGGCAGGCCGAAACCCGUGCCAGUGCAUAAUAGCAAGAGCAGCUCAAGAUCAGUGCCCUCGUCGAGUAGUUUGGAGAGUGAGAGUGAGAAAAAUUCUGUGCCAUUACAGCAUAAAAAGGGUAGUGCGAAGUUGUCUAUGCCCUCUGAGCUUAGUGACAAGAGUGGGAAAAAACCAUCGGUUCCACUGCCACAAUACAAAACUGGCAGUGAAAAGACUUCUAUACCCCCCCAGUAUAGUGAGAAGAGUGUGAAAGGGAAACCGUCGAUUUCACUGCCGGAGGAUGAGGGCAGUUCGAGAAUAGAAAUGGAGGGGUCUAUUAGUAGUUUGUCAGACGAGAAUAGUAGUAGUAGUCCUGAGAAUGUGGUGUUGGAAAGGGUUAAUGAGGGUUAUGUAAGGAGGAAAGGGGUGAUUUUUGAGGUGGAGGAGGUGUCGAAGCAGGAUGGUGAGUCUUCAAAGCUGAGUAGCGUCACCAUGAUGUCACCUCGUGGGAACCGCGACUUGCGUGAGGUUGUGGCAGAGAUUAGGGACGAGUUCGAGAUGGCGUCUGCUUAUGGGAAGGAGGUGGCUGUGAUGCUCGAGGUAGGGAAGGUUCCAUAUCGGCCUAGCUUUCUGAAAGUAAUCCGCUCCCGGAUAUUGUAUCCACUAUCACCAUCCCUAUCAUCAUGUGAUCCUCCAUCAUUAGAAUCUGCAAGAUUAGCUUCCAGGACAAUGAAGUUGGCAAAAUCUUACUUUGAUGAUGUCGGGAAGAAUGUAGACACAAAGGCUUGUAACCUCUCGUCCACUCUGGACAAGCUGUAUGCUUGGGAGAAAAAGUUAUACAAGGAAGUAAAGGAUGAAGAAAAACUCCGAGUUGUGUAUGAGAAGCAGUGCAAGAGGCUAAAAAUCUUAGAUGAGGAGGGAGCCGAGCCUGUCAAGAUUGAUUCCACUCGAGCUUCUAUAAGGAGAUUGCUAACAAAACUCGAUGUUAGCGUAAAAGCAAUUGAUGCUAUUUCAAUCAGGAUACACAAAUUAAGAGAUGAAGAAUUGCAACCGCAGGUUGCUGAAUUGAUUCACGGGUUUAUCCGGAUGUGGAAGUCUAUGCUCAAGUGCCACCAGAAGCAGUUCCAGGCUGUGAUGGAUAGCAAGAUGCGUAGGCUUAGGGUCAACACCGCUUCCCGUUCGGGCCCAGACCCAGCCUCGCGGGCGUCGGCCCGCCUUGAGCGCGAGCUUCAGGCCUGGUGCUCCCGCUUCAACGACUGGAUCAAUUCCCAGAAGUCAUAUGUCGAGUCCCUCAAUGGUUGGCUCCUCCACUGCCUCCAGUACGAGCCCGAAGAGACCCCAGACGGGCCCGUUCCUUACUCUCCGGGCCGUUUGGGGGCCCCACCCAUAUUCGUUAUCUGCAACGACUGGGCCCAGGCCAUGCGGGCCGUCUCGGAGGCCCGGGUGGCCGAUGCUAUGAACACAUUUGCAGCCAGCCUCAGGCAGCUGUGGGAGAAACAAGACGAGGAGGAUCGCCAGAGAGUAAAAGCGGAAUAUUUCUCGAGAGAUUACAAAAAACGGGUUGAAGAAGAGAAGAAAGGUCUGCCGAUGGUGGUACAGUCGGACAGUAACAGUGGUGGUGGGGUCUCACGGUUAGACGAUCUCAAAGUGGAUCUCGACUCGAUGAAAGAGAAAGUGGCCGAGGAGAGAGUGAAGCACAAGGACGCCAUGAAAUUGGUGAACGAUGCGGCUUCUAGAAGCUUGCAGGGUGGGCUUGUGCCGAUUUUCAAGGCCUUGGAAAGUUUUACGAAGGAGGCUCUAAACGCGCACGAGCAUGUCCGGUUUGAGCGUCCCGGGCCGGGCUCGUAA
Messenger RNA from Striga hermonthica, 3873 nucleotides. Lineage: Eukaryota; Viridiplantae; Streptophyta; Magnoliopsida; Lamiales; Orobanchaceae. The record is from the annotation of a GenBank genome assembly.